GUGAGGAGUUGUAGCGUCGCUGUGACUUCUGGCACAGCUCAGGACUCAAUGAUGGACGGCAUGGAGAGUUUGAUUCUGAAGCUGCAUGACGUGAACGCAGUGAAAUUCGGAGAAUACAAGCUGAAAAGUGGCAUAUUAACACCGAUAUACAUCGACCUGCGGGUUUUGGUCUCUUACCCGGCGCUCAUGAACCAGGUGGCAGGUCUCAUCUACCAGAAGGUCCAGGAUGAGGGUCUGCAGUUUGACUCGGUCUGUGGUGUUCCAUACACAGCCCUGCCUCUGGCCACCAUCAUCUGCUCGCAGAAUGAGCUGCCCAUGCUCAUCAGGAGGAAGGAAGCCAAGGAUUACGGAACCAAGCGUCUGGUGGAGGGCUCAUUUCACGAGGGCGACAUAUGUCUGAUCAUUGAAGACACGGUCACCAGCGGCAGUAGCAUCCUGGAGACGGCAGAAGUCCUCUACAAAGAAGGGCUGAAGGUGACUGAUGCGAUUGUGCUGAUGGACCGAGAGCAAGGUGGAGUGCCGAUGUUGGCGUCCCAAGGAAUCCGUCUCCAUCCCAUCAUUUCCAUGUUCAAGCUUAUCGACGUGCUGCAGGCAACAAAACGCAUCAGCGACGAAAUGGCCGAGAAAGUUCGGAAGUUCAUCCGAGAGAAUAACACUUUCAGCCCGAAAGAAGGCAACGGCAGUGCAGCACCUGUGGUCAAGAAGGCCCGUGUGGACCAGGACCUGCAGCUGAGCUAUGAAGCCAGAGCUAGAUUACCAGGUGUUCACCCUCUGGCGUCACAGAUCUUCAGCAUCAUGACAGAGAAACAGUCAAAUCUCUGCUUGUCUGCGGACGUGACCAGCUGUGAGGAGCUCCUCCGUCUGGCCGAUUCUGUGGGCCCCAAGAUUUGUAUGCUGAAGACCCAUGUCGACAUACUGAAGGACUUCACUGUGGACUUCACCAGGAAACUGCAGGCUUUGGCUGAGAAGCACCGCUUCAUCAUCUUUGAGGAUCGCAAGUUUGCGGACAUUGGAAACACAGUGAAGCAUCAGUAUGAAGGUGGUCUGUACCAAAUCUCAGCCUGGUCCCAUCUUGUUAAUGCUCAUGUGGUUCCGGGCCCCGGGGUGGUGAACGGUCUGGCUGCUGUGGGUCAAAGUCAUGGCAGAGGAUGUCUGCUCAUCGCUCAGAUGAGCUCUGAAGGAUCGCUGGCUACAGGAGACUACACGAAAGCUGCUGUGAAAAUGGCUGAGGAGCGUUCAGACUUUGUGCUCGGCUUCAUUUGCGGCUCCAAACUCACAAACCAGCCACAGUUCAUCCACAUGACCCCUGGAGUGCAGCUGCAGGCAGGAGGAGACUGCCUGGGCCAGCAGUACACCACUCCAGAGGAAGUUCUCUUGAACAGAGGCUCCGACGUCAUCAUCGUGGGACGAGGCAUCCUGCAGGCUCCUGAUAGGUCGGAAGCUGCUGAGACGUACAGGCAGGCAGGGUGGUCGGCGUACACAAAGAGACUGGCUCAACAGGCAGUGUGAGGCUGUGUCCGUUCCUGAUGACAACCUGGGUGUCUAAUGUGCACUUUCUCCCGGGGGAAAAAGGGCAACAAUCUUAUUUUUAAAAGCCAUAGGUGGUUGGUCAGUAUUUUUUAGUGUCUAGAGUAUAUCUUCUUUAUUAAGCUUCAACUCCGAAGAAUUUGGUUACUGCUGGAGAAUGGUGCGGACACAACCAUUGUGUUGGAACUCAGUUGAAUUAAACCUGUGAUCAGGGAUGAAAACACUUCAUUAAAAAUAUGUGAAACAUGUUAUAGAUGGUCCUGGCUGCUGCUGUCUUUGUAAAAGCCCAUUUCAAAGACCAAAGGCUUCUUGUCACUGACAGAGAGCCACUUCUGUGUGUUUAGUUCAGGGUCUCUUGCGUUUGUGAAGGCAGUUUUUCACUGCAUCAUAUGGAGGAUUUUUUUAAACUGGGAAAGACUGAUUUUUCAUGUAGCUUGU
Messenger RNA from Synchiropus splendidus (mandarinfish), 1965 nucleotides. RefSeq names its product uridine monophosphate synthetase (gene umps). NCBI's taxonomy places the organism in Eukaryota, Metazoa, Chordata, Actinopteri, Syngnathiformes, Callionymidae. The record is from RefSeq and is a predicted model, not a curated record. Gene Ontology annotation, molecular function: orotate phosphoribosyltransferase activity; orotidine-5'-phosphate decarboxylase activity. Gene Ontology annotation, biological process: 'de novo' pyrimidine nucleobase biosynthetic process; 'de novo' UMP biosynthetic process. The transcript has 10 exons. The coding region runs from base 49 to 1509 and encodes 486 amino acids.